Molecule: messenger RNA, 597 nt
Organism: Ordospora pajunii
Lineage: Eukaryota; Fungi; Microsporidia; Ordosporidae
Product: proteasome
Exons: 1
Coding region: 1-597 (198 amino acids)
Cellular component (GO): proteasome core complex
Source: RefSeq, a predicted model, not a curated record
AUGGAUACAUCGAUAGCAAUAAAGGGAAGGAACUUUGCAGUCAUUGCCACAGACAUGAAAGUUGCAAGGUCUGUGUUUGUUAUCAAAGAAUCACAAGAUAAGUUCGUCAGCAUCAAAGAAAAAGUUGUGAUAUCAGCCACCGGAGACCAAGGAGAUGCAUUCAGAGCAAUGCUGUCUAUUUCUGAGGAGGCACUCUUCCAAAGCAUCCAGAACGAGAUUGAGCCAAGUCCUAGCGUUGUUGCUCAUAUAAUGCAGAACAAAAUCCAUGAAAACUCCCGAAAGGCUCCUCUCAAUGUGUCGUCCAUAAUUGCAGGAAAAGGCCCCAAUGGGUACGAAUUGUGGUCCAUCGAUAAAUACGGAGCAAUGUCGCCCGUGCCGUUCUGUGCAAAUGGAUAUGCAAUGUAUCUCGCAUAUGGUAUCUUCGACAAGGAGUAUUUGGAGUCCCUGGACAUCGAAGAAGCGCUGGAAAUCAUUCAAAAAUGUAUCAAUUUAAUAAGAGAAAGACUCAUGAUCAACUUGGAAAGCUUCAUGAUCAAAAUAGUCACUGAUGAUGGAAUAAUCACCAAAAUUUUGCAUCCUCAAAUAAAAAGCAAUUAG